AUGGGACGCCUGGGAGUCAUCACGAACUUCCCACCUGCCUUCCUCCAUGUCCAACUGGUGGCCAAGCCCAAGAGAUCCCACCUGGCCCACAUCAAGUCCACUCACACCCCCAUCUCCGUCUCCUCACCUCUUGCCUCGAUGCUCCUCUCCAUCCAUCCUCUACCCGGGCCUUCUUUGCCUCCUGGGCCGCUGGCCGCCCCAAGCACCCGCCCAGGGUCUUCCUCCCAGCUGGCUGAGGUGGAGCUGCCCGUCCUUGAUCCCGAGGAUGCUGCUGCCAGUUCGGAGCUUGGAGGAGGCUCCCUGCGGAAGGCCGAAGCAGCGCACAUCUAUGUAGCCCAGGCACCCCGGGCAGCAGGGGGAGAGCCCGGGAACCCUGGGCAGCCAGGGGGAGAGCCCAGGUGCCCCAGGCAGCCGGGGGAGAGCCCAGGCUCUGGGAUCCCGAGGGGCCUCCGGGGGCUGCUCCCCACACAGCCGGGGGCCUGGGCAGAUCCGCUGCCAGCCCUGCCCUGGGCUCCUGGGCUCAAGGAGGGGCGCACACUGGUUGACUGUACGUUGUGUCCUGGCCCUCUGGCUGCGGCCUGUGCCGAGUCUCCAGUUGAGCCUUUGGGCCUUAUCUCCUCCCAGGGCCCAGGCCCGGCCCGGCCCCCUUGA
This is a messenger RNA of Monodelphis domestica (gray short-tailed opossum), 651 nucleotides long. The record is from RefSeq and is a predicted model, not a curated record. Lineage: Eukaryota; Metazoa; Chordata; Mammalia; Didelphimorphia; Didelphidae.